Neopsephotus bourkii (Bourke's parrot) is the source of this 400-nucleotide messenger RNA. Its product is annotated as claw keratin-like. The transcript has a single exon. The record is from RefSeq and is a predicted model, not a curated record. Gene Ontology annotation, cellular component: intermediate filament. The coding region runs from base 1 to 375 and encodes 124 amino acids. Lineage: Eukaryota; Metazoa; Chordata; Aves; Psittaciformes; Psittacidae. Gene Ontology annotation, molecular function: structural constituent of cytoskeleton.
AUGUCCUGCUCAAGCCUGUGCGUCCCCUCCUGUGGGGUGGCCGCCCCACGCCCCCUGGCUGACACCACCAACGAGCCCUGUGUGCGUCAGUGCCAGAGCUCCUCGGUGGUGAUCCAGCCCCCAGCCACGGUGGUCACCUUCCCCGGACCCAUCCUCAGCUCCUUCCCGCAGCACAGCGCUGUGGGCUCAGCGGGAGUCCCUGCCAUUGCUGGGGGCUCCGGUGGCAGUUAUGGAGGCCGUGGUGGUUAUGGUGGCUCUGGUGGCUACGGAGGCCUUGGUGGCUAUGGGGGCUAUGGAGGCUACGGUAGCUGUGGAGGAUAUGGCGGCUGGGGCCGAGGCCUCAUGUCCUUUGGUGCCAGCUGUGGGAUCUGCUAAGCCCCACCUGCCUCCUGCUACAGAU